This is a messenger RNA of Argiope bruennichi, 6292 nucleotides long. RefSeq names its product MARVEL domain-containing protein 1-like. The coding region runs from base 153 to 761 and encodes 202 amino acids. The record is from RefSeq and is a predicted model, not a curated record. The transcript has 6 exons. Gene Ontology annotation, cellular component: membrane. NCBI's taxonomy places the organism in Eukaryota, Metazoa, Arthropoda, Arachnida, Araneae, Araneidae.
CGGUAGCUAUGGCGGCUUGAACGAGCAGGAAGAUCAUAUCUUUCUCAGUUACGAUACAUUUUUCUUUCCUGCUAUAGGACAAAGUUUUAGAUUUGCAUCACACACUGGAGUCUUAACAAGAUAUCCUGAAACAAACAGAUUAGCAAACCAAGAUGGCAUCACCGAAUUUCCAAGUGACGCUGACCGCAGACCCCCAGAUGGCCAUGCAGGGAAUGCAAGCGAUGCAAGGCAUGCAGGGGGGCAUGCAACAGAGCCAGUAUCCGGGGGCUCCCACACAACCACAGGAAGGAAAAAUUCCCAUCAAAAUCCACUUUGACUCAAGCUACGUCAGGACGACUCCCGGUAUAAUCAAAGUGUUAGAAAUACUGAACAAUAUCAUCGGUAUGAUUUGCAUCAUGGUCUCCAAAUGCAGCUACUGCUCUAACAGCAACUGGUUCAACUUUGUAGCGUCAACGGGUCUCACCGUGACCGGACUCUUGCUGGUUUUAUAUCUGACCCACAUUGUUGAGAAGCUAAAGUUCUUUCCUUGGCUAGCCGUCGAGCUGCUUUACUGUGCCACUUGGACGUUAUUCUAUAUGAUUGCUGCGCUGGUGGUUGCAGUUAAAGGUGGCAGAGAUGAUGCUUGGGCUGCAGCAGGGUUCUUCGGGUUCGUGGGCGCCAUUCUGUACGCAGCGGAUUGCUACACCAAGUACAAAUCUUGGAGAGAUGGCGUGCCCGCUCAAGGGGAGAAACCAGUCUCACCCAACUACGCUGCGUAUUGAAAGCAUCGAACCAAAAAAGAAAACUGAAUAAAAGAUAUUCACGUGUUCUCAAAGUAAAGCAAUAUAUCUACUUGAAAACUUAAUAAAUUAAUGAAAGUUAGAACGCAUUUGUGCUAUUUUACCGAAAAUAUUUUGGGACCAUAUGUAUGUAGUAAUUAAUGAACUCCUUAUGAGUAAAAAAAUGUCUGUACGUCUAUCUCUAUUUUUAUCAUUAUUAAUGCAUAUUAUUGUUCUGAUUUUGAAUCUGAUUUAAAUGUGAAUUUUAUAGCAGGCCACGACAGUGGUGAUAGCUAGACUGAUUAUGAUUAUAUUGUGCUUUAUUUCAAUGAAUUUAAAAAAGUAGAUUACAUACAUGCUUAGAAAUUUGUAAAGUUUCUGUUAUUGUAAUUUAUAUAUCACAAUUUGGUUUGACAAUCACACACAUGAAUUCAAAUGCUCAAAACUAAUUAUAAAUUAUAAUAUAAAAUGUUUCAUUCCUCUUACUUAAAUCUAAAUUUAAUCUCAGUAACCUAAAAAAUUUCAAUUUGGAACUUUUAUUUUUGGUAUCAUGAUAUCAAAACAAAAUAUCCAAUUCUUAAUAUCAAAUUAAUGUGCAAACUACAUUUGAUAAUUCUGUUCUUAUUAGGUAUGCAUAAUGCCUUUUAAAAAAAGAAUAAAUUGCUCAAUUUCCCAGAUACAAUUACUACGUCAACGAAAAGGAAGAAUUAGAAAAUGAUAAAUAUUUAAUUCUAAAUUAAAAUAAAAAUUCCAAAUAUUAUUAUUAGUGGUACCAUUACCAGAUGAACAAAAAAACCUUUCCCCAGUUGUUAUGAAGUAAAGAAUACUUUUCUUUAUAAAACGCCAACUAACUUUUCUUGAACUUGGAUUUCCUAAUACCAAUUUCAAUUUCAUUCAACUUCAAUUAUCAAACAUACAUUAUAGAUAAAAACAAAUCAAAUAUAAUUGUUAUUUUAAUUAAAAAUCUUUUCCAAAACUUAUAUCUAUUAAUUUUGAUUUUUUUCGAAUUUAUAAAGCAAUGCUUCAAUAAAUAGCUUAACUGUACCAAUAAUUCAGCAACUGAUACUAACAAUUUUGAUUAUCAAUAAAAUGGAAAUUUUGAAUUCAACAAAAUAUUUGAUACAGGCGCCGUUUAAAUAACUAGUGUUCUAGCUUAUUAAGUAGACUUAGAUCAAAUAUUUCAUUGAAUUUCAAAUUUUUUUAUUGGUUUCGAAAUUUUUGGUAUAGAUUAUUGGUACACUUAUCCUAUUUAUAAAAUACCGAAUGAAGCCAGAAAUAUAAUUAUAUAAGAUAUCCCAAACUAAUAUAUGAAUUUUUCCUUUUUUGCUACUAUUAUAUAAACCAAUACAUUAGAACAGUAUGAAUGUGACAAAUCGGAGCUCGAUUUUUGCUGAAAGGGCGCACAUUUUUCAUUUUCACUUUAUUAUUCUUUAAAUUAAUUUUGCAUCAAAGAUUUUUCUUGCAUACACAUAAUUAAUAUUUGGUUACCCCUUGUAGAAACUCUUUAAAUAUGAAAUUCAAAAAAAAUUUCUUUAAAAUUUUUUGGUGGUUUGUAUUUCAAAAAAAUUUUCUUAAAGUUUUAUUUAAAAAACUCAGUAACAGAAAUUUUGAAGCUUUGUUUAAAAAUUCAUGAAGUUUUGAUUUAACAUUCUUUUAAAUUUCAUAUUCGUAUUUAUGCUUGAUAACAACUAUAUGACAAUAUUUUUUUUAAAUUUUUAAACAGAAAAUUGCCCUACAACCAGCAUCUACUAUUUUUUCUCAUUUCCAGCUUUUUUCAUCGAUGCUGAUGACAGCAAAUUAAAUUAAACUUAUUAUUUAAAUCAACUAUUAUAUUAAUUUUGGCUAUUAAUGAAUUGAAAUAUAAGGUGUGAAUUUACUAAAUUUGCAAAGGUCUUUAUUGUGUUCUUCUCAGUUAUUAGAAUAAAAUACAACACUCUGAUAAAACACAAACCGAGCAUAAAUUUAUGACUGUGUGCUUUUAUUUACCUUCUUUUGACUUGUAAACUUUUACAUUAUCACAGAUAUUAUACGCUAUAAUAAAUACUCCCAAUAAUGGAAAAUAUUAUACUUCACGGUGCAAUUAACCUUAUUUUCAAAAUACUAUAAUAUUGUUGAUAUUUUUGUGCAAUAUUUUGUAAUACUGCGCGACAUUGAAUGAUUUUACACUGUACUGCACAUUAGAAUUACACCACAUUGCUUUAUUUUAAAAUAUUAUAUAAAUUCUUCACCAUUUUGUGCUGUUCAAACUCUGAAAUUUUUUAAAAUUUUGAUUCAAUCGAUUCAUAUUUUGAAUAUCACAAAAAAUAAUUAAAUUUACCACAAAAAAACAUGAUAUCUUCUAAUAUUAUUAACACAAUGGCUGCAACGGUCAUCGUUAAAUUCUUAUUGUGUUUCACUUAAUUAAUUAGAUUACCUCUUCCUGGCUAUAGAUAACAGAUAGUACAGAAGGUGCUAUAUAACUUAAAUGCAAAGUUCGAAUGCAUGAUGUGAGUCCUGGCAGCGAAAAUGUUAAGAAAUCUUUAUUAAUUUAUUUAUAAAUUCUUCAGAUUCAUUUCAAUCCACUUGCCCUUUUUCGCAAAUAUCGAGCUCUUAGUAGUAAAAGUUAAAUAAUUCUACACGCCUUAUUGACAUAGACAUAUUGUGAUACCCUCCUACUGUUUAAAAGCCUUCUUUAUCUUGUAGUUACACCUACAGAACAAUUAUAAUUGGUGCUUUCUGCGCGGGUUAAAAAGAGUAGGCACAUAACGACGAGAGGUUAUAGACGUAAAGAAUAUAGUGGCAAUAAACAAUCAUUUUUGCUUUAGAUAUGUUAUGUAAUUGUAUGUAAAAAAAUUUAUUUUUGCCUUACUAACUAGAUCAAAAUGUGAAUUUUGAAAAAUAAAUUCAAACUUGUACAGUAGCAAAGAGUUUGCCAAAAAAAAUACCUAGCAUUAAAAACCCUAUAUGUUUUUUUCACAAAAUUUUAACUGAUGUGUGUCUCUGUGUUAUAUUUUGUCUUUUACAUAUCUCUGUCGAUAAGCCUUUUAUAAGUCUUCCAGUCUGUUUUGCCUAUGAGUUUUACUUAAAUUUUAAUAUAUGUUUUUCGGUAUAAUGGUCCUGAUAGAUUCCGAAUCUGAAAAAAUUCGGGUAAUGUAUUUGCUCAUCUACGUCUCCCAUAAUAAUUUAUUUACGAUUUUUUUUUAACGAUUUUUAGUUAAAAAACUUCUCAUGUAAAAAGUUUUAAUCGUGCUGAUUUACAAUUAAAACGAAUGUUUAUCUACUACUUUAAAUUUUCUAUGUCGGUAUUUUUGUUUUUAAACUUUUAUAGAAAAGUAUCGCAAAAUAUUAAUUCAUGUUACUUUAAAAUUAUUUUGUAAUGCUCUCUAAAAUUAUUUCAUUGAAAAAAUUUGGAAAUGUUGCUCAAUUAGAAUGCUUAAAUUAUGUAUCUUAAUAAGUAAUUUUUUUUAAUGUUAUGUUCUGAAUAUCGAAACCUCACUAAUAAAAUGCAAAAAGUAGAAUAUUAAAAAUGUAUUUUUUUGUUAAAAAAAUGCUGUGGAACUAUACACUAUAUGAUUUUUUUUCUAAUAGCUCAAAAUAGUUAAUAUUUUAUCCAAUAAGAUUUAAUAAUUUCUGAAAUUUUUAUUAUUUGUGUUUCAUUAUUUAUUUUAAAAAUCAGCAUAACAAUACAUAAUAUUAAAAAAUUUUGGAACAUUUACAUUCGUUUUCUUUUGAAUAACUGUAAAUCGAGAAAUAAUUUUAUGUCCUUUAUUAUUUCGUUACUCCCCUUCUAAUUGUAUUGAAAUAAAUUUUAGAAUAGUAUAUACAAAAUAAAAAUAGUCACUGUUUGUUUAAAUUCCACAGCAUUGUAAAGUCAAAAUUCAAUCCCGAUUAAAGUUUUUCUUAAUUCUUAUUGUAGAUAUUCUUAAUAUUAUACAAAAAUCAAACUGUAAAAUUUUUGUAUGUGUUGUCAAAUACAAUUUGGAACGGAUACUUUCAUGAAAUAUAAGAUUCUCGAUAAAUAUUUAAAUUAAAAAAAUUUAAGCGCAAGGCUGAUAAAACAAAUCUCCAUUCCUCCGAGUUAGAGUAAACACAUGCAGCUGUUUCUGAAUCGCAGCUGUUUUCUUGAUGCAAAAGUAAAUCAAGCUUCAGAUUUCAUAAAAGAUACCAGCUGCACCUUUUAGAUUAAAUUAAAAUACCUGCAACUAGUUUCUUUAUUCGUCGAAACAUAUGACCACUUUUUGUCAGUUUUAAGUUAAGUUACAUGUAUAGAUAUUGUGCAAUGUAAAAUAUAGUACGUAAAUAUGGUAUGUCAGUCUACCUGUUCAUUUUGUCUAACUGUAUUGUAUGUGAGCGCAAUGAUGAAAAUACAUAAAACUUAGAAUGCAUAAUUUUUCGUCUUAAAAACGUCAAGCAAUAAAUUAAAAUCAAAUUCUUUGAUUAAAUAUAUUCAAACAAUUGUUUUUCAAUUAUAAUUAUAUUAUAUAUUUAUAUUCGCAUUAAAUUGAUGGUAUACGCUUUCUUUAAAUUUAUAUUAAAUAGAACAGAUUUUAAAAAUUCUGAACUGAUUUAUGUUAAGUAAUAUGAUAAAUAUAUGGUUUUUAUAAAAACAAUAAUAAUUUUAAAAUCAUUAAAAUAAGUUUUUAACUUGGCAAUAUAUUUAAAAAUGUUUUGUUUAUUAGCAAGUAUGUUUAAGUUUGUUCUUUUUGUACGAAAUUUUAAUAUAAAAAGAAUAUUAAAAAAUAUCUUUUAGUCCUUCAAAAGUGACAAGAUGCCUUUGAUUUGUUUUUCAAAGAACAUUUAUUUUCUAUCACGUUUAGAAUUAUUAUUUUCAUUUCAUAUUGCUUUCAUGUACUUUUCACAACAUAUUGUUACUUAAUUUUUUUAACCUCAUAAUAAGACUACUUACUUUAGAUAAAAGUUCAAUAUUUAUAUUUCGAACAAAAUAACUUCUCCCGCUAAUAAAAUAUAAAACAGUCAUAUUUUUAUCUUUUAUUGUCAAAUUUAUUAUCUAAAUCCACAAUUCAAAAUAUAUUAAUGAAUUAUUCUAGGCUUAUAAUGGAAUAUAUCGAUUUGAUGCACAUUAUGCACAGUUCUUGUCAGACAAACAAAGCGAGGCUGAUUUCUCCAAUAAAACUUUUGAAACUUGAGUACUCUUCUAAGAUUGAAUAUUCUUCUAAGUUUUACUUAUCCAUCAUUGCGCUGAAAGCACUUCUGUUAAUCAAUCAUGAUUUCCCACCAAUACGAUGCAAAGUCGCUAAUGAUGUAUUUAAUGUGUUUAAAACUGUACAGUAUGUGUUAUUUGAUUUUGGUGUUUUCGUAUCACUCCGCUGUGUGUGUGGUCGCCAAUAUAGACAUGACCUGCUAUGUGAAAUAAUGUCAAUGUAGAUGAUAACGAAGGUUAACUAUGUGAUGAUAUUUUAUCCUUGCUCUUCUUAAUAAAAAAAAGAUGAACGUUCGGAUGCUUCCCAGAAGUAAAACUCCAGAAGAUAUCACUCACUGUUAGAAUUAAAUGUAUAAUAAAUAAUUCUUAAAUAAAUGGAAAUUCAUAUUGUGAA